CUACUUAUUUGUUAAUUUACAGUAAGCUUCUGUUUCAAUUAAUUGGUCACAUAUGUGUGUUUUCUCUUUAAGGACUCACAUUAGCUAGGAAAGACAAAGCUCAUAAUUUCUUCUCUGCCUGAAUUGUGCUUAUCAGUUUCCCCACUGGUGUUUUACAUUGGUUUAAAUGUUUUUCUCAUGUUUCUGCUUUUGUUUUGCAUGCCAUCAUUAAAACCUAAUGGAAAACUGAAAUCUUUGUUUUCAUUAAAAAAGAGAAUUGUGUACUUCUAUCUUACUAUCGAGAAGAGCGUUAGCUGAAUGUUUCUAGGGUAUUAUAUCUGAAGCAUUUGAAUUACAAUCCUUCCUACAUAUGCACUAAAGUUCAUUAUAAAGAUUAUUCUGGUUUUGUGAGACUUGUUGAGGUUGUGCAAUAAGAGCAGUUUUAGAAGGUUAGAUGAAUGAAGGAGACAUUCUUUGAAGGUUUAGGGCCAGAGUACCUAGUCCAAGGUCGCAAAGUCAUAAACCUACUUAAGCCGGAAUGCUACAAAGUGGUCUCAUUAAUUGCCCAUUUCUUAGCCCAGUGUUUAAAAUUAAAAAUGUCUGCAGGAAAAAUUGUUAAAUUUAUUUCUUAGGGACUUGACAAAGUUUUAACUUGGAUGUGCCAACUGCAACUCCCCGACCACCCAAGGUCAUUCUGGAAGGAAUGAUGUAGACUGGGAAAUGACUCUUAAGACUUAAGCUAAACGGGAAGCCCAAGAGGCUACGAAUGCCAUGACCAUUUUGCCCGCACGAUCCAGCUUUGCCCCUGCGCUGCGGGGCAGAGGAUACUUCGAGAGGACUGCAGGGCUCUCUGUCGCAGAUCGGUACCUGUAUCUUGCUCGGAGCCCAGCCCCUUGCACCUCCACCUCCAAAGGACACUAGGGUGUUCAAAAGAGCCCAGUCUGAGGCUCUGUUCGUUCAGCGUCCCGGGCACUUCUCUCCUCCGGACUCUGCCAGCGCCGCCCUCUGCUGACCAGCUAAGGAAGGCUUGGGGACUGCCCGCGGGAGUGAGGGUCAGGUCGGUGGGCUGGCUACCAGCUGACAGCGAAGGCAGCCGAGGCGGUCCACAUCGGAAUCCCGCCUGUUCCGGGCCAACUAGGACAUUUAAAAAUCAGGCGGUGGCGAAGGAAAGCUGGGGGACUGCAAGGAGGACCGACUGCCGGCCCAAAUCCCUGCGGUCAGGGGUAGAGGCCCAGGUUCUGGUGGCCGGUCACUGCCCCUGCCCCUAACUCUACGUGAGACGUACAUGUAAGGGCAGUGGGACAGGGAGGUCCAAGUAACACUUAUGGAGAGCAGCGGCGUGGGCAGCAGCGCUUCCCCUGCUGGGGGUCCUUCGCCCGCAAUAGAGCAGCCUCAGCAAAACCAGCAGCAACAGUCCCAGCAGCCCCACCCCGGGGGAGAUGCCGCGGAAGUGGCGGGAAGCGCUCUGGACGGGGCCCCCGAGGGUGGGGAGGGCUGUGGUGGGUGCCAGGCAGGAGGCCGCCAGCGCUCCCUGAGGGCAGUGUAUGUGCUGAACGACAGUCCCAAGGGCGGGGCGGGGGGCAGCCCCGAAGUUGGGGCGCUGCAAUGCCUCCAGAGGGCAUGUGAGGCAGAGGGCGCCCACCUCGCCACGGUCAACUUCGGGGAGCUGGACUUCGGGGAGACUGCGGUGCUGGAUACCUUCUACGACGCAGAUGUUGCUGUAGUAGAUAUGAGUGAUAUUUCCAGACAGCCCUCCCUCUUCUAUCACCUUGGUGUGCGGGAAAGCUUUGACAUGGCCAAUAAUGUCAUACUCUACCAUGAUAUUGAUGCAGAUACUGCUCUCUCACUUAAGGAUAUGGUUACUCAAAAAAACACAGCAUCUAGUGGGAAUUAUUAUUUCAUCCCAUACAUUGUAACACCAUGUGCUGAUUACUUUUGCUGUAAAAGUGAUGCCCAACGGAGAGCCUCAGAAUAUAUGCAGCCCAACUGGGACAACCUUCUGGGACCACUGUGUGUUCCCUUGAUGGACAGGUUUAUCAGUCUUCUCAAAGACAUCCAUGUUACCUCUUGUGCUUAUUUCAAGGAAACCUUGUUAAAUGACAUUCGGAAAGCCAGAGAAAAAUAUCAGGGUGAUGAAUUGGCAAAGGAACUAGCCAGAAUUAAACUCCGUAUGGAUAAUACUGAAGUCUUGACAUCAGACAUUGUCAUUAAUCUGCUGUUAUCAUACCGUGAUAUCCAGGACUAUGAUGCUAUGGUAAAACUGGUGGAAACACUGGAGAUGCUGCCUACAUGUGAUUUAGCUGAUCAGCAUAAUAUCAAGUUCCACUAUGCCUUUGCACUAAACAGGAGAAAUCAUGCCGGUGACCGAGGGAAGGCACUACAAGUGAUGCUUCAAGUUCUUCAAACAUGUGAUCAUCCUGCUCCAGAUAUGUUCUGCCUUUGUGGGAGAAUUUAUAAGGACAUAUUCCUUGAUUCAGACUGCAAGGAUCUGGAAAGCAGGGAUUCUGCCAUUGAAUGGUACCGAAAAGGGUUUGAACUCCAAUCAUCUCUUUACUCUGGAAUUAAUCUGGCUGUUUUGCUGAUAGUUGCUGGACAACAAUUUGAAACUUCUAUGGAAUUGAGAAAAAUAGGUGUUCGGCUGAAUAGUUUGCUGGGAAGAAAAGGAAGCUUGGAAAAAAUGAACAAUUACUGGGAUGUUGGUCAGUUCUUCAAUGUGAGCAUGUUGGCCAAUGACAUAGGGAAAGCCGUACAAGCGGCUGAGAGACUAUUUAAACUCAAGCCUCCCAUCUGGUAUCUGCGGUCAUUAGUUCAGAACCUGCAACUAAUUCAGCACUUUAAGAAACUCACCAUUGAACACUCUCAUAGACAGGAGCUGCUUAACUUCUGGCUGGAUAUAAUUUUUGAGGCAACAAAGGAAAUUACGAAUGGCCUGAGAUUUCCAGUUCUAGUGAUUGAACCAACCAAAGUCUACCAGCCUUCUUAUGUUUCCAUAAACAAGGAAGCAGACGAGAGAACUGUCUCAUUAUGGCAUGUUUCACCAACAGAAAUGAAGCAAAUUCAUGAAUGGAAUUUUACAGCCUCCUCCAUUAGGGGAAUAAGCAUAUCCAAGUUUGAUGAACGGUGUUGUUUUCUCUAUGUCCACGAUAACUCUGAUGACUUUCAAAUUUACUUUUCUACUGAAGAUCAGUGCAGUAGGUUUUGCUCUUUAGUGAAAGAGAUUAUAACAGAUGUGGUGGGCUCUACAGUGGAAUUAGAAGGGGAGAUUGAUGGGGAUACAUUAGAGUAUGAAUAUGAUUAUGAUGAAAAUGGUGAAAAAGUGGUCCUGGGGAAAGGCACAUAUGGAAUUGUAUAUGCUGGGAGAGAUCUUAGCAACCAAGUUCGAAUAGCUAUCAAAGAGAUACCUGAGAGAGACAGCAGGUACUCUCAGCCUUUACAUGAAGAAAUAGCUCUGCACAAAUAUUUGAAACAUCGCAACAUUGUCCAGUAUCUUGGCUCCGUUUCAGAAGAUGGUUACAUUAAAAUUUUUAUGGAGCAGGUGCCUGGAGGAAGCCUUUCUGCCCUUCUGAGAUCAAAAUGGGGCCCAAUGAAAGAACCAACCAUAAAAUUUUAUACCAAGCAGAUAUUGGAGGGUCUUAAAUAUCUCCAUGAAAACCAAAUAGUUCAUAGAGAUAUAAAGGGUGAUAAUGUUUUAGUAAAUACUUAUAGUGGAGUGGUGAAGAUUUCUGACUUUGGGACCUCCAAACGACUUGCAGGAGUGAAUAUGUGCAUGGAGACCUUCACAGGCACUCUACAAUAUAUGGCACCUGAGAUCAUUGAUAAAGGUCCUCGAGGAUAUGGUGCCCCUGCUGACAUCUGGUCCCUGGGCUGUACCAUCAUUGAAAUGGCAACAGGAAAACCUCCAUUUCAUGAGCUUGGGGAACCUCAAGCAGCUAUGUUUAAAGUGGGCAUGUUCAAAAUACACCCAGAGAUUCCAGAAUCACUGUCAGCAGAAGCCAGAGCUUUCAUUUUAUUCUGCUUUGAACCUGACCCAAACAGACGAGUUACAGCCUCUGACCUGCUCAAGGACACGUUCUUGAAGCAGGUGAACAAGGGCAAGAAAAAUCGAAUUGCUUUCAAACCUUCAGAUUAUACUAGGAGUGUAUCACUUCCUCUCCCUGUCCAAGGAGAACAAACUGGGGGCAGCAGCAGCAGUGAGCAUGGCUCCAUCUCCCCUGACUCGGAUGUGCAACAUGCCUUCUUUGAGAAGACAAAGCGAUCGGUGUCAGAAAUGCAAGCUAAGCAGCACCUCUCCCAGUUAUUAAGCGUUCCUGAUGAGAAUUCUAUCUCUGAAGAUCGGAGCACAUCCCCCUCCCUCGAGGACAGAGACUCUGGGCUCUUCCUACUGAGGAAGGAUAGUGAACGUCGGGCCAUUCUAUACAAAAUCCUCAGAGAGGAACAAGAUAAAGUGGCCUCAAACCUACAGGAAUGUGUGGCCCAGAAUUCCGAAGAGUUACACCUCUCAGUUGCUCACAUCAAGCAGAUAAUUGGAAUUUUGAGAGACUUCAUCCGCUCCCCCGAACACAGAGUGAUGGCAUCUACUAUCUCUAAGCUAAAAGUGGAUCUAGACUUUGACAGCACUUCUAUCAAUCAGAUUCAUUUGGUACUAUUUGGAUUUCAGGAUGCUGUGAGUAAAAUCUUGAGGCAUCAUUUAAUCAGGCCCCACUGGAUGUUUGCAAUGGAUAACAUCAUACGUCGAGCAGUGCAGGCUGCUGUUACUAUUCUCAUUCCAGAGCUUCGAGCACACUUUGAGCCAGCCUCUGAAAUAGAAGGAGUAGAUAAGGAUGCAGAGGAAGUAGAAGAGGAUUACCAGCCAGGAGAUCCAAAUGGAAAUGAUGAACCCAAUGUUGCUUCUGGAGUGAGCAGGGCUGGAUCUGUAUUAACACUGGAAUCUCAACAUCAUCACAAACUUAACCUCCAGCUGAGCAAACUUAGACAAGAAACCAAUAGGCUUCUGGAACACUUAGUUCAAAAAGAGAAAGAAUACCAGAAUUUUCUACGGCAGGCUCUUGAACAGAAAACUCAAGAACUGUAUCUUCUUCAGUUACGGUCCAAAUCUUCUGAUAAUCUGGUCACUCCAACACGACCUCUUGAAUCACAGGUACACAAGGCAGACAGUGAACUCACAGACUGGUUGAAAUUACAAGGAGCAGAUGCUAAUACAAUUGAAAAGAUUGUUGAAGAGGGUUACACGCUUUAUGACAUUCUUAAUGAUAUCACUAAAGAAGACCUUCGAUAUCUUGGACUUCGUGGUGGUCUUCUCUGCAGAAUCUGGAACACGGUCUCAAAGCACAGACAACAGGCUUGUGAACCCUCACAAAUCAAACAUCAGAUUUAA
Molecule: messenger RNA, 5353 nt
Organism: Sarcophilus harrisii (Tasmanian devil)
Lineage: Eukaryota; Metazoa; Chordata; Mammalia; Dasyuromorphia; Dasyuridae
Gene: MAP3K15
Product: mitogen-activated protein kinase kinase kinase 15
Exons: 30
Coding region: 1304-5353 (1349 amino acids)
Biological process (GO): MAPK cascade; cellular response to stress; protein phosphorylation
Molecular function (GO): MAP kinase kinase kinase activity; ATP binding
Source: RefSeq, a predicted model, not a curated record